This is a messenger RNA of Carya illinoinensis, 1113 nucleotides long. Its product is annotated as PRA1 family protein F3-like. The coding region runs from base 385 to 972 and encodes 195 amino acids. NCBI's taxonomy places the organism in Eukaryota, Viridiplantae, Streptophyta, Magnoliopsida, Fagales, Juglandaceae. The record is from RefSeq and is a predicted model, not a curated record. The transcript has a single exon.
CAACAAGGAAUAUAAAGAAAGCAGGGGCAAAAAGACAAAAGAAGGACCGAAACACUUGGGGAGUUUGUUUACUGAAAAGGUAAGAGUUGGUCCACGUCGAGAUUGGCUGUAUGGCUGCAGGUCCAACAAAUGACUCUUGACUGGUAGUUCAUUGAAUCAUUGUUGGCGUGUUCAAUUUCUAUUCAACAUAAAACAAAGAUGUUAUUGGUCAGUUCCUCUGUUCCAAGUCAAGCCUGACCUUUCAAAGUCGUGCCCAACUCCCUUCCUAGAAGGAGGAGCUAGCUAGUUCAUAUAUCAAAUUUCAUCUCAUCUUUUAUACUAGAGAACAUUAAGAGGCUUUUUGAAAAGAACAUUCUCAAAUUCUUUCCUCGGGGUCCAAGCAUCAUGGCAUCGUAUGGAACCAUGCAAAGGCCAGCUCCCUCCUCAACAGCACCCUUAAAGGCUGAUCAGCCUGACGAUUCGAAGGACUCGACACGAAAGAGGCGCAACGACUUCAAGCUCCUAUGCCCUUUCAACGUCCCCUUAAGCCCCGAAGCCGCCGCCGUCAGAAUUAUCAGAAACUUGGGAGAUUUCGGUCUGUACUACACACUCUUUGUAUGGAUUAUACUGUUCAUAAGCCUUGUGCCAAAGCGCAAGGUUUCUUUAAUUUUCUUGGUGGCUAUGACGAUUGUGACAUGCUUAUACCUAUUACUGCUACGUGCGCUGCCCAACUCUAUUGUGCUGCAUAGAGUUAUUGACAAACGAUUGGUGCUAGCUUUGCUAGCCAUUGUGACUGGGGUUGAGCUCAUCCUGACACGUGCAGCCAUCCAUCUUCUUGUUACUUUAGCCUGUGGAAUACCCAUCACUUUGGUUCAUGCAGUUUUGCGAGUGAGAGUUGACCUUUUUGUGAGCGAGGAGGCUUGUGCUGCAGGGGAAUUGGUUCCCUUGGUAGCCAUGAAAACUGGUGAUGUUGAGUCUCCAGCUUCUGUGUGAUGGAAAUUGAAAAAAGGACCGUAUGAAAAGAGUUUCUUAGAUGUUUUGGACCAAGAGGUGAUUUUUGUUUUUAUUAUUUUUUUGUUGUUUUCCUUGAUAGAUGGGAUAAUUUACAAUCCACAAUUCAAACCGAUCAGCAAA